CGCGCAUGCGCUUGCGCGCCCUGCUCCUGGGCUGAGGAGGCGGUGCUAGGACCGAGAAUUACGAUGCGACGACAGGACGCUGCGUACGCGGUACGUGUCCCGUGCUGACGCACGGAUAGGGGCAGCUGCCUGCCCAGGCCCUAGCAACGGGGGCGGACCUGGCCGGGCUGGGAGCAGCCGCUCGACGCCGCCAUGGCUGAGGGCAAAUCCCUCUUCCGGGAGGUGCUGCCCAAGCAAGGGCAGUUGUCAGUGGAGGAUGUGGCUAUCAUGGUGUUAUGUAAGCCAAAACUGUUGCCUUUAAAAUCUGUUACCUUAGAAAAGCUAGAGAAAAUGCAGCGAGCCGCACAGGAGACCAUUCGCCAGCAAGAAGCAGCACAGAGGGAGCAGCAGCAACAAAGCCAGCAGUAGGGUCCAUGAUGGCUCACCCCCUAUUAAGAAAUAUUUCACCUAAAUAUUGUACCUUAGUUUGUGUAUAUUAAUCUAGUGAUGUUUGCUGUACAGGAAUGGUAGACAUCCAUACUAAACUUGCUUAGCUCAUGUCUUCUUAUAUUGUUCAUAUUAUAAAUGUCUGUAGAUUUUGCUUAAGAUUAGUCUGUUAGUAUACUUACUACCUUCUGUGUAGGUGGGGCUUUCAGCUUAUCUCAGCUUGAUUUCUUUUUUUAAAAGCUCCAUAAUUGUGCUGGCUU
Messenger RNA from Gopherus evgoodei (Goodes thornscrub tortoise), 686 nucleotides. It is a transcript of the gene BBIP1, whose product is annotated as BBSome interacting protein 1. Gene Ontology annotation, cellular component: BBSome. The record is from RefSeq and is a predicted model, not a curated record. Lineage: Eukaryota; Metazoa; Chordata; Testudines; Testudinidae. Gene Ontology annotation, biological process: cilium assembly; receptor localization to non-motile cilium. The transcript is spliced from 2 exons. The coding region runs from base 193 to 408 and encodes 71 amino acids.